AUGAAAACACAAAAUAAAGAAAAAGAUGUUACUGAUACAAAGGCCCAGGAAACCUUAGAUCCGGCAGGUGUGGGUGAGCUCGCCACACAGGUCGUCAUCAUUAGCUCCGGAAAUGCGCAAUCGAACUUGGAAACGGCAUACUUGGAUAAUAAAGACACGGUUAUUAACGGACACUGCUACGAAGUCCCCCUUAGACUCAGGGGUGGCGGUGACAAUGAUACGGAGAUGGCACAAGCUGCCAGCACAAGUGGUGACAUGGGCAACGCAAGCCGUCUUAAGCGCGGCCCACCAUCACCGGGCUCGCCAAACGGACAAUCCGCUAAACAGCUAAGAGCAGCUGCAAAGAACCCGGGAGAGCUCGACGAGCUAAUUGGCUGGCUUGAACAAACUGUUGUCCAAGAGAAAGAAAAGAAAAAGCUGGCUAUCACAGUUGCCGAGAAGAUGCUCAGUAAUCUCAGCCGCUUAAGGACACUAACGAGAUCCAUUACACACGAAAACAGUAGGCUCGCUGGUGAGAUAAAGGGCAAAGAGGACGCCCAGAGGGAAAGCCUCACAGUCUUUAUUAAUAAACUAGACGCAAAGAACGCAGAAACAAACAGCCUCACGGCUGAGCUGGCGGCACUGAAAAGUGCUAGGGUAGCGCCAGUCCAAGAACCCCCUAGAGUGACAUACGCCGCUAGGACAGCGGCAGUUGCACCACCGGUAGUAACAGCAACAGCUGCUCCUGCUGCUACUACAAAGUCCAAGAAGGCGAAGGAAAGGAGCCAGCUGGAAAAAAGCAGAAGGGUUAAAGCCACUUCCCGAUUCAUGGUGGAAAUUCCCCAGGAUAUGACGGUUGAAAGCGUAAAGGCCGGCGUGUGGCAAACCGUAAAAGGCAAAAUCAACAAUCCUAAAGCUAAGACAAUAGUAAGCGGAAAGAACCUAAUUAUUAUACCAGACAAUUCCAACACGUUGGAGGUGAUGCGAGGCCUCGAACAUGCCAUCGAAAUAGGCCCGAGGAAGCCGAGGGUCAUCAUCUACGAUGUUGACAAGGGUAUGCCCAAAGAGGAGCUCAUCGAGUGUAUACUAACACAAAACACGGAGCUUGGCCUCACAAACGAAGACCACAGCAACAUUACUCCGUUGCACAAACUAGGACCUCGGAGCAGCGACACGGUCCAUUGGGUGGUAGAGGUAUCUCCUAGUGCGCUCAAGAAAGUAGAAGAUAAGGCACUAUACAUUGGCAUGAUGCGAUGCAGGUGCAAAGCACACAGCUAG
Macrosiphum euphorbiae (potato aphid) is the source of this 1257-nucleotide messenger RNA. NCBI's taxonomy places the organism in Eukaryota, Metazoa, Arthropoda, Insecta, Hemiptera, Aphididae. The record is from the annotation of a GenBank genome assembly.